CUCACAUUCUUCGCGAUGGACGAUGAAGAAGAAGAUGUCGCUUUCAAGCCGGGAGCUAUCAUAGACUCCUCUAAAGCGAAGUAUGUUGUAAUUAGGCUUCUAGGUGAAGGAGGAUUUGGAGCUGUAUACAAGGUACACGACCAGAAAGACCCUGGUAAGGAGUAUGCAAUGAAAGUCGAGAAGAAACUGGAAAGUCGUAAGCAUUCAAAGUUGAGAAUGGAGAUAGCUAUCUUGAAACUAGUCUGCACGGAGCGAAAGCAAUCUCAUUUUACUGCGAUUAUUGACCGCGGAAAAAAAGAAACAUAUUUUUUCUUAGUUAUGCAGCUUGUUGGGAAGAGUUUAGCAGGACUCAAGAACGCCAGACCUUUACGGGUCUUCUCCAUGUCCACUGGGCUGGGAGUUGGUAUCCAGUGUCUGGAAGCAUGUGAGGACCUGCAUAAGUACGGAUUUAUACACCGCGAUUUGAAGCCAGCAAAUUACGCAUGCGGCUUAGGCGAUAAGAAGAGAAUUAUAUAUAUUCUUGAUUUUGGGAUUGCGAGGAAAUACUUAAACGCAAAAGGAGAAAUGAAAGCACCGCGAAGAAUGGUGAAAUUCAAGGGAACUAUUCGCUUUGCAUCAAUAGCCUGCCAUAUGAAUAUAGAAAUGGGUCCAAAAGAUGACUGCGAAUCUUGGUUCUAUUUACUACUUGAUCUCGUUUUAGAAAGAGGUUUAUUGUGGAAAUCCAUAUAUAAUAAGGAUAAUGUCUUGAAGCUGAAAAGAGAUAUGCGAGAUGAGAAAAAGGAUGUUGCAUUUGCGGGAAUACAGUGCAAGGCAGAACUAUGUAAGAUUAUGGAAUAUCUAGACACAUUGCAGUAUCAAGAUCACGUGGAUUACAGUUUCAUCUACAAACUGUGCGAAUUGGGAGCCGUCACUGAAGGUGGAAGCAUACACAAUCCAUACGAUUGGGAGCUGGGAGAAGAUCCUACGCAGACAAUAUCAGGGUAUGUUGUUAUGAACUUCUGUUUGUUUGAAUUGUGUGUAUGUCCACCAUAUAUUAAUAAGGCCAAACUAGUUGCAGAAUAUCUCUAA
Molecule: messenger RNA, 1068 nt
Organism: Cylicocyclus nassatus
Lineage: Eukaryota; Metazoa; Nematoda; Chromadorea; Rhabditida; Strongylidae
Source: the annotation of a GenBank genome assembly